AUAUGACGUCACAAGGAGCCAGUCAGGAAACCACGUUUCUACUCUCGGUCUGCAUAGUUGCAUCUUUCCCAAAGUUGAGCAAGAAAAAGGUCUUGCUCAGUACUCGGUUUGCAUCUCUCACAUGGAGAAACUGCUGUCAUUCAGAGAUGUGGCCAUUGAUUUCUCUGCAGAGGAGCGUGAAUGUCUGGACUCUGCUCAGUGGAAUUUGUAUAAGGAAGUGAUGUUGGAGAAUUACAGCCACCUUGUGUUCCUGGGUCUUGCUUUCUCCAAGCCACACCUGAUCACAUUUCUGGAACGACGACCAGAGCCUUGGAAUGUGAAGACACAGGCAAGUGUAGGCACAUACCCAGGAUCAAAACCCUAUCAGUGUAAACAAUGUGGGAAGGCUUUUGGUUGGAAAUCACUGCUUGUUCAGCACCAGAGAAUUCACACAGGAGAGAAACCCUACAUAUGUAAAGAAUGUGGCAAAGCUUUUAACUAUUCCUCCACCCUUAAACAGCACCAAAGAAUUCAUACUGGAGAGAAACCUUACAAAUGUGAAGUGUGUGACAAAGCUUUUAAAUAUUCCUUCAGUUUUAAACAGCACCAAAGAAUUCAUACUGGAGAGAAACCUUACAAAUGUGAAGUGUGUGGCAAAGCUUUUAACUGUUCUUCAUAUCUGGGUAAGCAUCAAAGAAUCCAUACUGGAGAGAAACCCUACAGAUGUGAAGAAUGUGGCAGAGCUUUUACUAACUAUUCAGGACUUACUGUUCACCGAAAAGUUCAUACUGGAGUGAAACCAUACAAAUGUGAAGAAUGUGGUAAGGCCUUUAGUGCUCGCACAACGCUCUCUAAACAUCAUAGAAUUCAUACUGGAGAGAAGCCUUACAAAUGUGAUGAAUGUGGAAAGACUUUUAGUGUACACUCAACAUUUUCUAAACACCAGAGACUUCACACUGGAGAGAAACCUUACAAAUGUGAAGAAUGUGGCAUGGCCUUUAUUGGUCGCUGCAUUCUUUCUAAGCACCGGGGAACCCAUACUGGGGAAAAACCCUACAAAUGUAAAGAAUGUGGCAAAGCUUUUAACUGUUCUUCUAGCCUUCACCAACACCAACAAAUUCAUAGGGGAGAGAAACUCUUUAAGUGUGAUGACUGUGGGCAGGCCUUUAGCUGUUCAUCAUAUCUGUAUAAGCAUCGUCGAAUCCAUACUGGCAUGAAACCCUACAAAUGCAAGGAAUGUGGCAAAGCUUUUAACUGUUCCUCCAGCCGUAACCAACACCAACGAAUACAUAUUUGAGAGAAACUCUACAAAUGUGAUGAAUGUGGCCAGGCCUUUACUUUUGCUUCAUACCUGCAUAAGCAUCUGCGAAUCCAUAUUGGUGAGAAACUCUACAAAUGCAAGGAAUGUGGCAAGGCCUUUUACUGUUUUACCAAACUUAUUUACCACUGGAGAGUUCAUACUGGAGAAAAACCGUAUAAGUGUGAUAAGUGUGGGAAGGCCUUUAGCAUUUAUUCAUCCUUUAUGAAGCACCAGUGCAUUCAUAGGGGAGAAAAACUCUGUAAGUGCAACAAAUGUGAGAAAGCCUUUAAUAACUGUCAUACUCUACCUCGACACCAUAGAAUCCAUACAGGUGAGAAGCCCUACAAUUGCAAAGACUGUGGCAAAGCCUUCACUUGUACCACAGGCCUCACUCAACAUGAAAGAAUUCACGCUGGAGAGAAACCUUACAAAUGUGAAGAAUGUGGCAAGGCCACAUUAAUUCUUCUUCAAAUCUUAAACAUCAUUGCUGAUUCCAUAUCGGAGAGAAGUUAUACAAAUGUGAGCAAUGUGGCAAAGCCUUUAAAAAUUGUUCAGAUGUUAUUUGACACAACAGAAUCCAUAGUAGAGAAAAUCCAGAUUAGUACAGCCUCUGUUGCAAAUCCUUCCAUAAUGUUAUCCCAUAAUUCAGUACUAUAAUUCAAUACGAUAAGGAAGAGAACCCUCAGAAUCUCAAGGAAUUUACUAACAGUUCAACACUUCUUCAAUACUACCAGUUUCAUACUGGAGAGAUCUUGUAAAAGCCAAGAGAGGGUCUUAAGUAUUGAAUAAUUAUUUUAUACACAUAAUCAAAGUUUUACAUAUGGUAGAAACCCUAUCAUUUCAAAUAACACAGAAAAUCCUUUAUUCUUCAGAAUAUAAACAACAGAAAUAUUGUGAGACACCCCUUCAGUAAAGGUAAGGCCUUUAAGUGAAACUGGAUCUUCAUCAACUAUGAGUCAAUUCAUACAGAAACUGUACAUAUGUAACGAAUGACUCAGGAAGAACAUUUUCAAAUACAUAAGCCUGAAGAGAGAAAAUUUGUUCUAGUAGAAAUCAUUGUGUAAAUAGUGUCUUAAUCCUUAACCAAUCACUUACAUCUAAAGUAGUGGUUCUCAACCCUCCUAAUGAUGAACCCUUAAAACAGUUCCUCCUGUGGUGGUGACCCCUAACCAGAAAAUUAUUUUAAUUGUUUCUUUGUGACUGUAAACUUGCUAGUUAUGAAUCAGAAUAUCUGUGCUUUCUGAUGGUCUUAGGCAACCCCUGUGAGAGGGUUAUUUGACCCCCAAACAAGUCAAACCCACAAGUUAAAGACUGGAAUAUAAAAAUAUUAUUGGAGACAAACCCUAUGAAUUGUAUUUGCUGUGCUGGUUAGUUUGUGUUAACUUGAAACAAACUAAAGACACCUAGGAAGAAAGAACCUCAAUUGAAGAAUUGCCUACUGGUCUGUGAACAUGUCCUUGGGAUAUUUUCUUGAUUAAUGAUUGAUGAGGGGAGGCCUGUCCCACUGUUGGUCGUGCUACCCCUGAGAAGGUGGUCCUGGAUUGUAUAAGAAAGCAAGUUAAGGGACUAGAGAAAUGACUCUGAUUAACAUCACUGGUUGCUCUUGCAGAGGACCCAAGGUCUUUUCCCAGCAUCCCCAUGGUGGCACCCAACCAUUCAUAACUCCACUUCUAGGGCAUCCAACAUCCUCUUGUGAGCACUACAGGCACCAGGAGUGCACAUGGUACACAAAAUACAUACAGGCAAAACACUCAUAUACAUAAAAUAAGUAAAUCUGAAAAAAUUAUUUAGAAAGAAACAAAGAAUGAUAAAGGAAGUAAGUAAGAGACUGGUGGGGAGGGAGAGAGCUGAUAGUAAGCUAUGGAAAAGCCAUCAAGCAGCAUUAUUUCAUGGUCCAGGCUUUAGGUCCUAACUCCAGAUUCCUACUUGAGUUUUUGUCUUGACUUCCCUUGAUGAUGUAACUUGUGAGCUGAAAUAAACCCCUUUUCCCCAAAA
Molecule: messenger RNA, 3274 nt
Organism: Mus musculus (house mouse)
Lineage: Eukaryota; Metazoa; Chordata; Mammalia; Rodentia; Muridae
Gene: Zfp493
Product: zinc finger protein 493
Exons: 4
Coding region: 122-1276 (384 amino acids)
Biological process (GO): regulation of DNA-templated transcription
Cellular component (GO): nucleus
Source: RefSeq, marked validated